GAGCGUGUAGUUAAGAGAGCGAAAGUGGUGGAGGUGAAACCAAAAAGCGGUGCGUUUCAACCGUUUCAAAAAGAGAAAAAACGCGUUUUGGAAACUGAUUUGCAACCUGCGGCGGUGAAAGUUGCCAGUUCUGCGCCGGCGACGACUACUAGCUCCACCACUGAAACUGGUGGUGCUAAAAGUGAUUUGGAUAAAGUUGGAGAGGAGCAGAUACAGAUGACACAGCAGCACCAAACUCAAACGCAAUCGCAAACGCAUAGAAAACAAAGACGAUGCUGGUCGCCGGAGUUACACCGACGAUUCCUGAACGCACUUCAACAGCUCGGAGGAUCUCAUGUUGCUACCCCUAAACAGAUUAGAGAUCAUAUGAAAGUCGAUGGAUUAACAAAUGACGAAGUUAAAAGCCAUUUACAGAAAUAUAGACUUCAUACUAGAAGGCCAGCAACGACAGUAGCGGCACAGAGUAAUGUUAACCCGCAACAACCACAAUUCGUGGUGGUUGGAGGAAUAUGGGUGCCGUCGCCACAAGAAUUUCAUCCACCGACAGAUGCAGCCAACAACGGUGGUGGUGUAUAUGCUCCAGUUGCUGUGGCGGCGCCAUCUCCAAAACGUUCCAUGGAGAGAAGUUGUAACUCGCCCGGAGCAUCAUCCUCUACAAAUACAGCCACAACUCCUGUGUCAUAGUACUCGACGACUAGUCAAGUAGUCCGUGGGUUUUGAUUUUGUAGGUUUAAUAAUACCAAGUGAGUGUAAAAAAAGUCUUCGUCCAUUUUGUUUUUGUAAUCAAGAAAUGUGUUUUUCGUAGGUUGAAUUUUUUGAAUAAAAUAGACGAAUGUUAUAUUAUAUA
This is a messenger RNA of Camelina sativa (false flax), 847 nucleotides long. The record is from RefSeq and is a predicted model, not a curated record. Lineage: Eukaryota; Viridiplantae; Streptophyta; Magnoliopsida; Brassicales; Brassicaceae.